This is a messenger RNA of Macrosiphum euphorbiae (potato aphid), 315 nucleotides long. NCBI's taxonomy places the organism in Eukaryota, Metazoa, Arthropoda, Insecta, Hemiptera, Aphididae. The record is from the annotation of a GenBank genome assembly.
AUGGAAAGUUGUGAACUUUUAAUAUCUGAAGUACAAAAGCGAAGUGCGUUGUGGGACAAGCGAAAUAAAAAGCACAGGGAUAGAGUAGUUUGCGAUAAGGAAUGGAGUAUAGUGGCUAAAAAAACUAAUUUGGAUAAAGAAGAUGCAAAAAGAAAGUGGAGAAAUCUGAGGGAUACUUUUUUAAAAGAAAAAAAGAAAGUAAAAAAAUGUCGUUCAGGAGAUUCACAGGAAAAUGCAGAAAUUUACACGGGAAAAUGGAUUUACUAUAAGCUAAUGCUUUUUUUUAAAAGACACAACUACGCCACGAAAUACUGA